This is a messenger RNA of Syngnathus acus (greater pipefish), 1676 nucleotides long. RefSeq names its product zinc finger BED domain-containing protein 4-like. The record is from RefSeq and is a predicted model, not a curated record. Bases 28 to 1431 code for a protein of 467 amino acids. The transcript has 2 exons. Lineage: Eukaryota; Metazoa; Chordata; Actinopteri; Syngnathiformes; Syngnathidae. Gene Ontology annotation, molecular function: protein dimerization activity.
UAUUUUUCUGAGACCGCACUGUCAGAAAUGUAUGAGAAAGUGUGCGAACACUUGUCACAAGAAUUAAGAGAUGUAGAUGCCAUGAGCUUCACAACUGAUAUCUGGAGCUCGGAGGUGUGCCCCAUGUCUAUGUUGAGUUUAACUGUGCACUGGUUAGACAGGAAUCACACCCGUCGCAGUGCCGUGCUGCAAGCUAAAAACUUCCCCGGAGCACACAACGGUGACACAAUUUCGACUGCCAUUAAGGCAAUGCUUGAUAAGUGGAAUAUUCCGCUCAACAAAGUGCAUGUCAUUCUCAGGGACAAUGCCAGCAAUAUGAAAAAGGCCAUGGAAAAGAUGGGAGUGUGCAGCUUGGGCUGUUUUGCUCACACACUACAGCUCGUUGUUAACGAGGGGCUACUGUCUCAGCGAAGUGUGAGCGAUGCGAUUGCAAACGGCCGACAGAUUGUGAAACAUUUCAAACAUUCUCCACUUGCUUAUUCACGGCUAUAUGACGUCCAACUCCAGAUGCAAAUGCAACCUAAACGCUUACAACAAGACGUCAGAACAAGAUGGAACAGCACCUACUUAAUGAUACAGAGUCUGCUGGAACAGAAGCGCGUACUAGGUGCCUAUGUUGUGGAUUAUGAUCUGCCCACAACACUGACUGCUAACCAGUGGGCCUUGCUGGAGAAAACUAGCACUGUUUUGGAACCAUUUGAAGAGCUGACCAGGAAAAUAAGCUCAUCCACCGCCUCCACUGCUGAUGUCAUUCCAGCCAUCACUGUCCUCAAGCGCAUCCUGACCAAGGAAGACGAGGCAGAUGCUGGCAUUAAAACGAUGAAAAAGACCCUGCUCCAAGCUGUCAAACAACGUUUUGACUCAGUAGAAGAUGAGCCUCUGUACGCCCUGGCCACUUUGUUGGACCCAAGAUAUAAGGACAGAUACUUUACAAGUGAGACCUCUACCAAGCAUGCAAAAGAUGCACUGUUGAAGGAGCUUGAAGACAGGGGCUUGACCAGCACAGCAGGAGCAGCGGAGGCUUCACAGCGACCAGAGAAGGCCCCUCGGAUGGAGACUGCAGCAGAAGCAGUAGCAGCUCCAAGCAAGAGCAGUUUCAUGGAAGCAUUUGAGCAAAUUCUGGAGGAGAGUGUGGAUGCAGGUGCAGCAAGCAGCUCAAGCCCUGCAGUUCAACUGAAUGAAUAUUUAGCUGAGAAAACCAUCACUGCAUCAGACAGCCCAUACAAUUACUGGGAAGCCAACAAACAUCGGCUACCUGAUCUUGCUGCUACUGCCAAAAAGUAUCUCUGUGCCCCCUGCACCAGUGUGGAAAGUGAGCGAUUGUUCAGCACAGUUUCCAACACUGUGAAUGACAAGCGAAACAGACUAACUGCAGACAGAACAGAAAUGCUUGUCUUCUUGACAAAGAAUUUGUCAUUGCUGCUUAAGUGAGCAUUAAUGAGGGGGUGAGACUGCACAAGUUUCAGAGCACCAGGCCAUGAAUGGUGCGAUUGCACUAUGUAGAGACAUGUUUACAUUGCUUGAUUAUUGUAUUUGACCAAGUCACUUGUUUAUUCGCUUGUCCCGAUGCUAUAUUUUAUUUUUAAUUCCACUCUGCACUUUCAGUAUUUAGAAAUAAUUUUGAAUGUUUUUUUUUUGUGUUCGACUAAGCAGAGCUUGUUUUCAGGGAGCACUUC